Salmo salar (Atlantic salmon) is the source of this 2897-nucleotide messenger RNA. RefSeq names its product solute carrier family 22 member 6, like (gene slc22a6l). Lineage: Eukaryota; Metazoa; Chordata; Actinopteri; Salmoniformes; Salmonidae. Gene Ontology annotation, cellular component: membrane. The record is from RefSeq and is marked provisional. Gene Ontology annotation, molecular function: transmembrane transporter activity. Gene Ontology annotation, biological process: transmembrane transport.
GUUGACUCUCCAGUGGACAAGGGAUUAAUGCCACACAGCAAGGACUCUCCUUCUCCCUCAGCGGUCCAUGGAAAGAGUAGUUAAGACCUCGAGCGGUUUAACUGAGCAGGUUAUAAUCCAGAAAGAGUCUAUUUCCUCAGAAAAGCCAUAGAAAUUCCAGAGCAGAUUAACUAAUAAUGCGUAGCAAAAGCAUUGUUUUUUUCCUGGUUAGAUUUUUUGACUGUUGUUAAAGGGAACUUUUUAAAUAUAAUGUAACAUAUUGAAGUGAAUGGUCUGAAUGGACUCCAUGGAAUCUUGGUCUCUCUCUGAAAAAAACUCUUGCUGUGAAGGCUGUGUUUGUUCACAGUAGGAUGCUUGCUAAAAUCUGGACUUUUCUUCAACAAAGGCAAGGCUGGUGCAUAACGGAAUCUAUAUAACAGCUUUUGUGUCUCAAGUGAAGUAUUUGAUUUAUUUUGAAGUCAAACCUUUUAGAUGUACUUUGUCCAGAUGUUCUAUAAUGGGAACAAACAGGUAGGCUACAAGUCUCAUCAAGUGUAGUACAACGUUUUUUAAACUUGUUUUUUUAACUUGAGUGUUUUUACUCGCUGGCAUUUUUAGACGUGUUACAAAAGAAGUUGAAGAGGAGAAUCACAUUCCUUGCUUCAGCAACUUCUCUUCUCAAGCAAACCCACUUCUAGUUGUGUCUCACAGCCAUGGCCUUUGGAGACCUUCUAGAACAGGUGGGCAGCACAGGCCGCUUUCAGGUCCUGCAUGUCACCUUGCUCUGUAUGCCCAUCCUUAUGAUGGCCAGUCAUAAUCUGUUGCAGAACUUUGUGGCCUCAGUACCCCCCCACCACUGCAGUGUCCACAGGAACCUGUCCCUGUCUAGGCUGAGCCCGGAGCAGGUUCUGCUGCUCACCGUGCCCCAGGACAUUAAGAACAGCAGGCCGGAGAGAUGCCUGCGCUAUGCUGCGCCCCAGUGGCAGCUCCUGUCAGAGAAUGGGACCUACAGUCCAAAAGUGGAGAGCGAUAGUAGUGAUGAUACUGAUGACCUUCUAGAUGCAGAGCUGCAGGGCUGUAAAGAUGGAUGGGAGUAUAGCAUGACAGAGAUGAGCUCCACAAUUAUCUCUGAGUGGGACUUGGUCUGUGAUCUUCGCUCGUUGAAGCAGAUGGGACAAACCAUUUAUAUGGGAGGGGUGCUUGUGGGAGCUGUAAUCUUUGGGGGACUGUCGGACAGAUUUGGACGGCGUUUCCUGCUGCUAAUCUCCAACCUGUUGAUGGCAGUGGGAGGGACGUGUGCUGCCUUCUCCACCUCAUUCUCCGUCUUCUGCCUCUUCCGCUUCAUCACUGGCAUGGCCCUUUCUGGCCUGGGGCUCAACUCCUUCUCUCUCAUUGUGGAGUGGAUUCCCACAAGAGUGAGGACAGUGGUGGGUACAGGGACAGGCUACUGUUACACAAUGGGUCAGCUGAUCCUGGCAGUAGUGGCCUACUUCAUUCGGGACUGGCGCUGGCUAACGCUGGCUGUCUCCGUACCUUUCUACAUCACCUUCCUCUACUCAUGGUGGUUCCUGGAGUCUGCAAGAUGGCUCGUCCUGAACAGAAAGUCUGAGCAAGCGGUCAAAAAUCUCAAAACAGUGGCCCGAAUCAAUGGACGCCGUGAAGAGGGUGACAGAAUCAAUCUUGAAAUGCUGCAGGAUUCCAUGAAGAAAGAGAUGUCCUGCUCACAGGGCUCCUACUCUGUAGUGGACCUGCUCCGCACGCCCACCAUGAGGAACAUCACCAUCUGUCUCAGUGCUGUCUGGUUCUCUACCAGCUUCGCCUACUAUGGUCUAUCUAUGGAUCUGCAGAAGUUUGGCGUGGACAUCUACUUGAUUCAAGUGAUAUUCGGAGCGGUGGACAUCCCUGCCAAAGUAGUGGUUACAGUGUCCAUGAGUAUAUUUGGGCGACGGCCCUCACAGUGCGCUGCACUCAUAUUGUCUGGAGUCACCAUUUUGAUCAACAUAUUGGUGCCAUACGAAAAACAGACCGUGCGCACCACUCUAGCCGUGCUGGGUAAGGGGUGCCUGGCCGCGUCAUUCAACUGCUGCUACCUCUACUCUGGAGAGCUGUACCCCACCGUCGUCCGGCAGAAUGGCAUGGGCUGGGUGUCCAUGAUGGCUCGUGUAGGAGCGAUGGUGGCCCCCAUGGUGCUGCUCCUUGGGGAGGCUGUCCCGUGGCUGCCUGGCUUCAUCUAUGGGGUAGCCCCCAUCUUAAGUGGGGUGGUCGCCAUCUAUCUGCCAGAAACACUUGGUGCACCACUACCCGACACUAUCCAGGAUGUGGAUGAGAGGAAAGUCGAGACACAGUCUCAAGAGCAGUAGAAUAUUGAACACUGUACCAGGAGUAGCAAAGUGAGAACGACUCCCAACUGCAAACUAGCUUCCUUUAUUUUCUUUCUUUCAGAAGUUGCAAGAAAUUAAUCCCCAAUGCCUCGCCCAAGAAGGAGGAGCUGGACAUGAAAGAUACCAAUAAUACCCUGUUCAAGGAAGCUGCCUGAAGACUCAUCAAAUGUUACUGACCUUGCCUGUAUAGUCUAAAUAGAUACUGCAGUUGCUUGCUCUAUAGUUUUUUCACAAAGACUGUAAGGUAGCAAUCAAUAUUGUAACUGGUCCACUGGUGUAGGAGGAAUUACCAUGAUUUGUUUUGGAAGACUGAUGAGCUAUGAGCUUAGUAGAAUAAUGAAAUGAUCUGCUGUGGUCUGUUUAACAUUUAAUAUUUCAACAGUAAAACAUGAAUUAAUGCUAGAUUGUGAGUAAAUAAAUAUAUGCUACAGUAUAUUGUGUAUUCUAACUACAACUUUAUUUGCAUCUUUCUAUGGGCCAGGCCUAUAUUUUUAUGUUCUAUACUUGUAUGCAUUCAUUAAAAUAAUGACAACCUUA